ACACUGCGCAUGUGCGAGACGCUAAGGGAGGCGACAAAUGAUGUAUCGUGCUCUCCCUUUGUAUAACGAAAGUUCCAGUAAAUUCAUUCAGGCGAUAUUAUAAAUAAAUCUCAGACAGUUGAGACAGCAACGUGAUAAUUGUUAUUUCACUUUUCAUCACAGAAAACUACAAUAAGCUUCGGUACAUAGACUUCAUAGUAACAAUACGAACAAUGGCAUCAACAGAACCAGAAACAAUGGAAACUGAACCCACAGUCAAAGUUACGAAUGCUGGAGAGGAUCUUACAAAUGAUGGCGGUGUUCUAAAAGAAAUUUUAAGAGAAGGCGAAGGAGACGAGAAACCGUCCAAAGGCGAUAAAGUUUCAGUUCACUAUGUUGGUACUCUACUUGACGGGACAGUAUUUGACUCCAGCAGGGAGCGGGGAGAUUUAUUUACUUUUAAUCUUGGGAAAGGUAUUAAUUAAAUUAUUGACUUCAUUUUUAUUUGUUGUUUUUUGGUCUUCAACUAGGCCCAGGAGUCUAUGACUAUGGCCCAUGGCCUAUGCCUAUGGUAUAGUGAUAUAAAUAUAGGCACAGGCCUACGGCUACUACUACUACUACUAGUCUACUAAUUAUUAUGACUAAUUUAAAUUACUCAUAAUGUCAUAAGCAUGAGGCAUAGUCUAUUACUCUAUCUAUACUCUGUAUUAUAAUUUAUAUCUAGGCAAUCUAGGCCUAUAAUAGUCUAUUAUAAUGAUAGUGAGUCUAGUAAUAAUAAUAUAAUUUAUAAUAUAGUCGACAAACUAUAUAAUUAAUUUCAUAAUAGUGUCAUUAGCUGUAAAACUUAUUAUAACGGGCUUAGUAUAUGAUACAUGCCUAAUAGGCUUAGGCCUAACUUUGUAAAUUGUAAGUAUGAGUUGAAUAUAAGUAACAAAGUGUCAACAUCAACAUGUCCGGCAACCGGACAAAUAAUUCUCAAGAUAUUUGUCCGGUGACCAGGUCACAUGACCCAAGUAACAAAGUUGGGCCAGAUAUAUAUCCGUCAGCCUUGUCACGUGACCUCUUAACAGUCGUCGAUCAUAAAACUGGCGUCCGAGAUGCAUGGGGAGCGACGAGUAUGCACUUCAUUUGAAGAAAUAAUUGGGGGAAGGGAGGGGGGAAGAGCAAUGCAUAACUAGAAGGAAGAAAUACUGAAAGCGAAAUAGAAAGGAUAAAAAUUAUAGUAAGGGUGAUAAAUAAUUAAGGCGGGAAGGUCGAACGUUCACAAAGAAAUAGAACCUACAUCUUAAUAUAGGGUCAAUAUGGUGAGCUGUUGGGGUAGUCUACGUCUCACGCAAUAUUAAUAGCCUAAAAUAAAACUUUUUUGACAGUAGAUCUAUUGCCAGUCAACUGGCAAGUAUUGGUCUUAUUUUCUUUGGUUCAUAUUUUAAAUUUAGGCUACUAGGUAGAGCUUUAUAAGAUAUUUAAACCAAGGUGACAGACUUUUUUUUUUUUUAUUUUGCCGGCGACCUCUUGUCACAUGACACGUCGGCCGGAAUAAUAACACAAACUAGUCCUCCGGCAGGCACGUGACAUGCCCACCGGACGAAUAUCUCCCACACUAUUUGUCCGGUCGCCAGACACGUAGGCACUGCCUAUAAGUAUAAGUAAAACUCAGUUCAGUAAAGUAAAAUUAUUUGGAUACAGGAAAACAUACAUUUACCGUUCUCUAUCUCUAUGGUUCAGAUACAAUCUAAAUCUAUCAGUAUCAAAACAGUUGUAACAAAAAGCAUUAAAUUUUGAAUCAGUAGAGUACUGGAGACUUGAGUAUCACUAAAAGUUAUAGUUAUUGAAGUUCCUAUAAUUGAUAAUAUUUAAUGAUUACUAUUGAAAAUAAAAAUAUCUUGGCCUAGUAAGUUAAGUACUUGACUUAUUUAGGUACAACUAUGGGUUAUUAGUAAUUAUGGAGAGCGAGCACUGGUAAUAUGGACACUGUUGUGUUAGAUUUUAUUAUUCGGAGGAAUAAAUUCCACUCCACUCAAAAAUGAUUUUUAUAAUAAAUUAUUAAAUUUUAAAGUCAUGAUAAAUAAAGCUGGCGAAUUUUCCAUCGCUCUGAUUUCACAAUAAAACUGACUGGAAUGUCAUGAAAUAAAUGCUUGUAAUAAAUAAGUUAAGAUAUCUUGUUGAAAAAAAUCUACUAUAUUAUAUUUUUUAAGUAGGUCUUAACUGCUAUCUCCUUAAUAUAUAUCUUUUGAAGAAAAACUCAUUAACAUUGUGAUAAUCUUUUUUUAAUUAUGGUUGAUAGGUCAAGUAAUUAAAGCAUGGGAUCUUGGUGUGGCCACAAUGAAAAAAGGAGAAUUGGCAAGACUAACAUGCCGAUCAGAGUAUGCUUAUGGUGAAUCUGGAUCACCACCCAAGAUUCCUCCUAAUGCCACUCUUGUAUUUGAAGUUGAGUUGUUCUCGUGGGAAGGUAAUUAAUAAUCAACUUUAUUUUAAAAAUGUUUUCUCAUAAAUUUUCUCUCGUUACAUAUAUUUUUUAACAUUGAUUAAUUUUUUUUUACAAUUCUUUAUUAAAUUAUGUGGUCAAAGUGAGUUAAAAUAUUUUGGAUUCUUAAAUUCAGUUGCUAUCAUCUCAAAGCAAAAUAUAUCAUUAAAAAAUGGCUACAGUUUUUAUUCACUUUAUUUGUAUGAUUGAUGAGACUAUAAUGCUAUUGGAUAUAUGACUCUUUAUGCAUAAGGUAAGAAGUAUUAAUACAAAUAAAAUCAUUUUCUAGAAACUAAGGAAAACAAAUCUUUCUUUUGAGAUAUCAUUUGUGGCCCUCAGAUGCAUGGGGAAAUUUUUUUUCUGCCCACAUAAUCAAAAAGGGUGAACAGCACUGGUUUUGUGCAUUUGGUCUGAGGCAUUAAGGAUAUUUUAGUAACUUCGUAAUGUAUCACUAAAAUUAUUAGAUAAUGAAUCAAUAGGUCCAUAUAUAUAUAUAGAGAGAGAGUAAAUUGAAAGACGGAAUGAUAUGGUAUGAACUUGGGAAUUUUGUGAACUCUUUAAGAUGACCAUGACAGAACAAUACUGUGCAUUUGUUUCUCUAUUCAACUCAAACCCACACUGAUUGUUGGGGUUCUAUUAAUCCUGUAAACAUGUUUUUGAUGCAAAAAACAUUCUUUCAGUGUAGAGAAGAUAAAAUGUAUUUAGCUUUUUAGAAUUUAAUUUUUUUUCAAAUCUAAACCAUAACAUUUUAAACUGAAAGUUGUCUAUCAAUAUUUGUGAACAUUCGGAAUGUAUUUAUGAACAUCUGGAAUGUCUAGUUACACAAUAAGAAAUAUUUGCAAAUGUUUGACAUAAUAUAAUUAUAUUAUUCUUCAAUUAUAAGCUAAUCUUUGCACUCAUUUCCUACACUAGGUGAAGACAUUUCUACGAAUAAAGAUAAAGGUAUAAUUCGUGGUAUCAUAACAGAAGGAACUGGUUUCAAAACUCCUGGAGAUUUUGCAAGUGUCACUAGUAAGUACCAGUGCUUAAUUGUUUUAAAUCUGGAAUUAGCUACAUUUGAAUGUUACUGUUACCUUAUAUUUAUCUCUAUAUUUAUUUCAUGGCUUGAAUCAUAAAGUUAAAUCAUGAAAUGUUUCUAUGCAAAUAUUUUAAUGACCGAUGUAAAUCCCUCCACAACAAUCAGCAUAACUUUGUUAUAUUAAUCAAUCAUUUAUAUGACAAAAUUAAUGAGUAAAACCAUUUGUCAUUCAUUUGAGACUUUUAAUUUGUUUAAAAUGUUUCAUUAGAUAUAAAUAAGGUAUCAAUCUGCUAAUUUAAAUAUAUUAUUUUUCAAUACCAGUCAAUUACAAGAUAAAACACGGCCAGCAAGUAAUAGCAGACGAGGCAGCAGCCACUUUUACUCUGGGUGAAGUAGAAGACCCCAAAAUUACUGUAGGGUUAGAGACGGCCAUAAAGAAAAUGAAGGAGAAGGAAAAGUCUAGGUUCACUAUCAGCCCAACCUAUGCCUAUGGAAAGGAUGGAAAUAAAGAACUGAACAUUCCAGCAGAUGCAACUCUAACAUAUGAAGUAGAACUUGUUUCCUUUGAGAAGGUGGGUGUCUAAAUAAUAGCUUUCAGAAGCACCAUGGUCGUCAUUAAUUGUAAAUUUGUAUCCAAUACAGCUAGCAGUUGACUUUAAAACUAAGUCUUACAAACAACAGGCUUUAUGACCAGACUCAGAGUACCUAACUUUGUACUUGGCAGUGUAUUUGUAAGAUAUGAGUGUUGGUGGAAGGGACGUAGGCUCUUUUUCAAAAAUAAGGGUUAUAAUAAAGGGGAGACACUUUUAUCAUACCGCCUGCAAAAUUAACCAAGAAAUUUUUUAAAUUUUUCUUACGUGUAAAAAAAAAAACAGUGGGACAUGAAACCUCUAUGUUUGAAUAUAUCAUAAUUGAAUGACUAGCUGUAAACUUAAAAUCUUUAAUAUAACCCAUAUCAUUUGAAUCAUUGACUCUUCUUUUUUGUCCAGGCUAAAAAAGUAUAUGAAAUGGACACGCCAGAAAAAUUAGAGCAAGCACAAAUUAGAAAAGAUAAAGGCACAGAACUUUUUAAGGUAAAUGUAAUUUUUUUUUAAAAAUAAACUAUGUGUCUUUGUGGAAAUUAUUGUGUGAUGAGACAACAAUGUUUAAUUUUGUACAUUGCUCUAAAAAUCUCACGUUAAGUAUAUGGAAAUUAAAACACAUUUUAAGCCAUAUUCUUUUUUUUUUAAUAACAGAAAGGUCUUACAGAAAAGGCUAUGCUAAACUACUCAACCAUACUUGAAUACUUGGACAGUGAAAGCACUUUAGAAGGGGAAGAAAAAGAGAAAAGAGAUGUGCUUGUCUUGGCAGCCCACUUAAAUCUUGCAGCCUGUGAAUUAAGAUUGGGAAAUGACACCAAAGUUAUUGAACAUUGUGAUGGAGCUCUGGAACUCAGCAAGGAUAACGCAAAGGCUUAUUUCAGACGUGCACAGGUGAUUAUUUAAAAUAUUAAAAUGAAUUUGACUACUUUUCUUUUCUUCUCAUCCUAAGUCUUCACAAGGGUCAUUUGUUCUUCUAAUUAAAAAAAAAAAAUUUGAAGCUGUUCAAAAAUACCCAGACUUAAAAAAAAAUUUCAAACCAAUGACAAAUUAUUAUAUCUUAAGGAUGCAGUAGAAUUUUUAAAUGUCUUGUGAAAAUUGUCAAGAAUUUUUUUUGUUCAGUUAUGGCCUUAUUGCACAAAGGCAUAAGUCAAAAGCCCUUGAAGAUUAAUCAGUCUCAAAAUGCUGCUAUCAAUUUUAGCUUGAAAUUAGUAUAUUACCAAUUACCUGCCACUUAAAACAGCACUCCAUAAAAUACAUGCUGAUAUUGUAACAUUGAAUUGUUUUUCUUGUUUAACCCGGAUUCUUUUAAAUAAUUUUUUUUUUAAUCUCACAAAAAAAUAAUAUAAAUUUGUUCAAAAUAAUGCAUAAUUAUUCAAUGUGUUUACCCAGGCACGACAGAAUCGUAAGGACUAUGAUCUAGCAGUGCAAGACUUCCAAACAGUCAUCGCAUUGGAGCCAGAGAACAAAGCUGCCAAAAAUCAGAUUGUCUUGUGUAAAAAGAAGCUACAAGAAGAGCAUCAAAAAGAAAAGAAACUCUACGCAAAUAUGUUUAGCAAAAUGACACAGCAGAGUGCCAAGGUGGGGGGUAGGUGCAUUUAGAAAUAAAUAUAUCUAAUUAAGUUUCUUGUUUAGCAAUGGGACAUUGGACCUUAUCUGUUUUUUGUAUUUCAGAAAAAGUAAGAAUUCAGCACUUAAAUUUAUAAUUUUGUGGCAUAUUUUAUUUUAAAAGCCAUUAAAAAAAAAAAAAAUUGAUCUUACCAUAAAAAAUUGCAACAACUUUAAAAACACAUGCUACAUUGUCCAUUAAGACACUAAAUUAGAUUCCCAUUUGUCAGCCAUGACCAGAAUUUCUUAAAAUUUAUUUUAACAUUCUAAGAUAUUUCUUGGGCAAAUUUGUGUUUCAAAUAAUUGUCUUAUGUGUUUAAAAGCGAGUAAUGUUUUGUUUGUAUGUGAAUUUUUUCAAAGUUUCAUGUCAACACAUUUUUUUUCUUGUUUGGCCACAGAGAAAUGAUCUCAGUGCAGAUAGUGUAUUCAAAGAAGGAAUAGGAGAGUGGAAUAAUGACAUGGCAGCAGGCAUGAUGCCCUUGGACCAGGAAGUGGCAGCUUUUGGUGACGUCAUGCCAACUGGCGGGGACAACAAUAACGGCAACAACCACAGGCACUGAUGCUUAACAAUUAGAUGAUAGAACGCUAGCCAGAGUUAUAGGGAAGAUGAGGGUUGGGCUCAAUGAGUUUCUCUCAAGUCACAGGAUCACAUUAGUUUGGUCAGGAUUUUCGUUUUGCUAGCUAUAGUUGGUGCUGACAUGUAUUAUUGAUGGUACUUUUUUUAUGGCAGUCAUUGUUAAAAGGGCUUGAUUUGCCUGUCAUUGUUCAAAUGGCUUGCUUAGCCUGUUUGUUUAAAUUUUAUAAUGUUCUUGCAAGCUAUAAAACAGUUAAUGCUUUUAAACAGUGAAAUUGAGAAGGAAAUUACAAUUUUUAAUUUUAAAAAAAAAAAGCAAAAUUAACAGUUUACUAACACAAAUUAAAGUCGACGUUAAAUACUUUUAACAAAUUUCUCAAUUGCUGGUGUCAUUUUAAAGUAUCACCAAUUUUGUUAAUUUCAUGUUGUUUCAUACCAUACUUUUUCAUUGUUCAGUCUAGCCAUUGCCAUUAAUUAGAAGGUUAUCUUUAUUUCUUCAAGCUGUAAGAAAGACAAUACUGCCACAAACAAAUUACUUCUCAGGUUCACGUAAAUACAUUAGGAAUUAGUUGUAGCUCCACGCAUCUAAUGUGUGAGCCUAGGGUCGAAAGAGGAAUCAACUUCAAUGGGAGAACAAUUCAUUGAUAUGUUUCAUUCAUUUGUUACAUUGACUAGUGGGACUAUCAUGGAACUUAGCAAGGUGUUAAUAGGUGGAUUUUUCUUGGGAUUUUUAAAAAAUAUAAUCUAACUCAGAGGUUUCCAGAAGUUUAUUUUUUGUUACUGUGUGCAGUAAUUUUAUAUUUUUUUCAUUAUUACAAUAAUAUUCACAUUCUUAGCUUUUUUUUUUUAUGUCCUAAGUUUUGAAAGUUCUGAUUUAACUAUUCUUAGACCACCAACUUUCUCAGUUUUCAAAACAGGUAGAGCCUACAUCAGUGCUUCUUAGCUGAUCUGUCUUUUUGUAUUUAGUCAUUGGCCAAUGUGCUUAUAAGAGCUAAUAAACAUAAACAUCUGUAAAUAAUCAAGUGACCAUAUCAUACAUCAGAAGUCCCGCCACCUUUAGAGAUGAUUUAUACAGUCGCUUGUCUAACCGCGUCUCGGUAAUGUAAUUGUUAAACUUGAAGUGAACCCACAAGAUGAAUUUUGUAUUUAUCUGAUUCUGGUCCAGUGGGGGAAUGGAAAGGCAUUGGGUUGGGGGCUAAAUUGUGUUUCUAAUAUAGGUCUAUUCAAAGUAAACUUUUUAUAUUGAUUUGCUUUUGGAUUAGUAAACUUUUCCAUUUCAAUACUAACUGCAUAAUUAUGAAUUUUAAUAAUUUUUCCCUCUUGCUUUACUAACAUUUAAAUUUCAGCAGCUAAAAUUAAGUGAAUAAAAAAUUCCGUAGAAAUGGCAACAGCCAUCCAUUCUAUGUUUUCUUCCUUAUGGAUGCUUCAUUUUCUUGUUUUUGUUUAAUUUUUAAAAUUAUCUUUCGAAAAAAAUAACAAUUUUUUUGGAGUUCGUUCCGGGCGGCAUUUAGUCAUCAAUCACCACUGUUGUGGACCACAAUAUUUUGAUUUAGUUUGGCUGUCCUCAUGAAACAGCGGAAGGACAAACUAGAACUUAAUGCCGUUCAUGGUGUAUGAUAGAAUUGUGACUUUUCUUAUUUUAGCAGCCAUUUCCAAGUAAGACACGGGCAUCAGUUAAAAGUAUUAAUCAGAGAAAAUUUUGUAAAGGAUCAGUUAAAUUAUAUUAGAACUUUUAAAUAUUGCUACACAGACAAUAGACACAUUUAUAGUUGAAGAUAUAGCUAACUAUAAGAUUAAAGUAGGCAUCAGUUAGUUUAAGACCACAUAUUUUUAUUGGUUGAUACUAUGUUUGUUAUUUGUUGAUAAUAUGUUGUCACUCAAUGUCAUGCCAUCUGUUGCACUGCCUCUUUUUUUACAUGAGUUGCUAUUUUAAAAUAAAUUGAAUAUAUUUUCACUGA
This is a messenger RNA of Lymnaea stagnalis (great pond snail), 8179 nucleotides long. The record is from the annotation of a GenBank genome assembly. NCBI's taxonomy places the organism in Eukaryota, Metazoa, Mollusca, Gastropoda, Lymnaeidae.